This is a messenger RNA of Schistocerca cancellata (South American locust), 2673 nucleotides long. RefSeq lists its product as uncharacterized. Gene Ontology annotation, cellular component: nucleus. Gene Ontology annotation, biological process: telomere maintenance. The transcript is spliced from 6 exons. Bases 199 to 2604 code for a protein of 801 amino acids. The record is from RefSeq and is a predicted model, not a curated record. NCBI's taxonomy places the organism in Eukaryota, Metazoa, Arthropoda, Insecta, Orthoptera, Acrididae.
GUUAAGGUGUAUGUGUUGUGACAUGAUAACGAAAUGGCGGUAUUGCGUGCGUGAUACUUAUACAUGUUGAAGACAGAAAUAAAGUUUGUCAGAAAAUCAUUUGCGGAGAAGAAUUUGGUGACAUUUCUCGCUCACAGAUAUGUGCCUUCGAAUGUUUGCAAAUCACAUGUGUGAACAGUAAAGUUCCGACACGACGAAAUGGUUGACGGAACUGAAAAUCACGAAAGAAACCUCUUGGUGCUGGAGAAUGAUCACGCAGCAGUAUCCAGCAAGGUGGAAGCUGUUAAAGAGAUAUGCAGGUUUGAUACACUUCGGUGCAUAAAAAAUGAUGGAGAUCUGUUAACUCGUUUUCUGAGUGCAGUUAUCAAGUUUUUAGAGACUUAUCCAAAUGAAUGCUCUAACGCUGUCCUUGAUGUCCUAGAAUCUGCAAUCUCUGACAUUUUAAAAUUGAAGGACACAUUUCCACUGACCUCACAUUUGCUGAACAUUAUCUGUGCGGUUGUACAUACUGGUGAACCAGAAUUGCUUGCUUCUAAUAAUGGUAACAGAGAAGCCAAUGAGAGGAAAUCGGAGGAUAAGUUUUCUGAUGGAAAAGAGGGCUUGCCAGAUAAGCUGGUUAGACUAAUGAAAUGCCUGAAUCUCUGUGAUAAAAGUUUUAUGUGGGAAAACUUGGGUACUGCACCAAAUUUUGCGAAGUACAUAGGUGUAAUAUUAAAAUGCAUGAAUAUGAGGGGUAGUUCUGACAGUGUUCUAACUGAUCUUCGGCAACAAACAUUAAGGACGGUGUUCAGAAUUUUUAGCAGUGUGAAGCAUAUGGGUGUGAAUCCUGUAAAUAAUGAGACACUCAGUGAGUGGGUGGAAAUAUUGUUGUCAUUUGUGUUUGAUAAUGACGACGACAUUCAGAAAUCUGCAGUACAUGGUUUGCAUUCAAUGUGGACAUGUUUAGCUGCUAGUGGCUGGACGAAGGAUUUUAUAUGUUCUCCUGAACUGAAGAAACAAAUAAAGUCAGAUUACUGCCCUAAGCUAAUAAAGCUUGUUGAAUCUCCUGAGCGUGUGGAACCAAGCUGGGAAGUUGUAUGGUGCCUCCUGGUGGACCUUCUGGCAAAUCAGUUGCUGUCAAACCAGAACAGUCAGUUGACAAACAGCAUGCUUGCUGUGGAAGAAAGAGCAUUUAAACGUAGUGACAGAGCUCCAGCUUUCAAAUGUUGGAAAUACCUAAUUGAAAAGUUGUGUGCUUCAAAUGGUCAAGAUAUUAAGAAGCACCUGAAACUUUUACUACAGCCAUUAGUUAUCAGCAACACCAAAAAUGAACAGUUGAUUCGUUUGAAACAUGAGGUUUUUUGGUUCUUUGUUUGCUGCGCAGCACCUUUGUGUGAUGACUGCAGUGUAGUUCUUAAUGCAUUUCUCAGAUUCAACUUUGGAAUACCUGAUCAGACUGAUCUGAGUCAUUUCAAUCUUUCUGUUAGCAACAGCUCUGUUGCUGGCAAUGGAAAACAUGCAUUUUCUGGCCUGAAGAGAAACUUCCACAUUUUUCGAUCUGGUUGCAUUGAUAGAUUAGCACAAGUUUUGUGUCCUACUGCACCAGAGAGCAGAGAUGAUUUUCAGUUUGAAUCACCAAAAUUGUCUGUCGCUGUGAUUAAAUCACCUGCACAGUUUCUGCGGCUUCACCCACUGAUCCUCUAUUGUGCGUGUUCUGCAGUGUUGAUUGUGGCAUACCGGAAAAACAAAGAAGCACAGGAAGUGCUGAAUGUUGUGUGGGAGUCAUUAGUUUACCAUAUGAAAUCUCUCAUCACAUCAGAGAGUUCUCAAAAAACGAAAAUAACAGAAGUGACUAGAGAGUUUUUAUGCUUCUUGCGCAGCAUGAGCAGACAGUGUAGUGACGACAGUUUCUCAUCUUUACUACUGUCACCAGUGUUUGAAAAUGUGAUCUGUGGAAGGAAUUGUUUUCCUCCUGCCUUCCUUUCAUCUAGAUUAUGGCACAUGAAAAUGGCUGAUGAUAUGUUACCAACCCCUGCUGCAGUGCUUGUGGAAUGUCUUCUCACACCACCUGUUGUACCACAAGAUGAUCAGAGUGACAGGUUUCAAAGAAUGAUGGAAGUUUUGGUAGAGUGCGGUUUUUCGUCAGAGUGUCCCCUGGAUCUUGCCCUUGGCAUAAUGAGGCGCCUUGAAGUUUGCUCAUAUGAAUGUGAUGAGACAAAAGCUCUCACUGUGUACUUCACAUGGUAUUCUCUUGCAAGAAAAUUAACAACUGUCAUUGACAAGUUUCUUGAAGUGGAUCCAGAUCUGAGAAAUAAGCUACUUGAGAUGCUGCUCGGGUUUCCAAUUACACGAGCAGAUUACUUCAGACUUGCUGCUGACAAGCUUACAGAUGAAAAACAGAAACCUUUUGAUGUUUGGCGAAGUAUACUCUCCAGUGCUGUUACUCAUUGCACAGAGGAAGAUAAGUUGAACAAUAAAAUGUGUGUUCAUCUGUGUUCAAAGCUGAUGGUAUAUCUGAAGAAGGACCUAAACCAGCAGCAGGGUUUAUAUAUAUCAAAGUAUAUUCGUGUGCUUGGAGAAACUGUGCCCUGGAAAGAUGUAACAAGUCAUCUUGUUCACAGUUAGUACUUAGUGCAGUGUUUCCUCUGUUCUAGAUACCCACAGUAGUUUUUAUUAUGAUUGAUGUUGAGAAAA